GCACAACUAGUUUUCGAUUAAUGGUCAGUUACAAAUUAGAACUACUUAAACGAUGAAAGUAUUUGUAGUGUUAGCAUUAGCGUUGGCUUGCGCCUCGGCAGCCUCUAUACCCGAAACAGCUGUUUUUCCUAAGGACUUGAAAAGCCCUAGAGUUAUUGAAGGUCGUAUCACCAAUGGUUACGAAGCUUACCCCGGUCUAUUCCCUUACCAAGUUGGCUUAUCCCUUCAUAGUAAUUAUGGAUCCAUGUGGUGUGGUGGUUCUUUGAUUGGCAAAGAAUGGGUGUUGACAGCUGCUCAUUGCACAGAUGGAAUCGACCGUGUAACCGUAUACUUGGGAAGCACUGUUCGUACUGUUGCCAAGGUUCAUCACACCGUUGACCGCAGCUCCAUUUAUCAACAUGCUGAAUAUAAUCCUUAUACAUUUAACAACGAUGUCACUUUAAUCAGAAUUCCUGAAGUUACCUAUAGCAAUGAAAUUCAACCCGUUAAGCUACCAGCUAUUUCUGAAUCUUAUCCAAGUUAUGCUGGUUCAUGGGCCACCGCCUCCGGUUGGGGACGUGACCACGAUUCUGGUGCGGUCGUAUCGAUGUUGAACUAUGCUUAUCUUCCAGUGAUUACUAAUGCCGAAUGUGCCCAAACUUAUGGCUCUAUGAUUACUAAUAAAAUUCUUUGUGUUUCGACUCCUAGCGGUACUUCUACUUGCCAGGGUGAUUCUGGCGGACCUUUGGUUUUGGACUCUGAACUUAUUGGUGUGACAUCUUUUGUUUCUUUAGCUGGUUGUCAAGCUGGAUAUCCAGCUGGUUUUGCUCGUGUAACCAGUUACUUAGACUGGAUCAAAUCCUACACAGGCAUAUCCUAUUUACAAAUUAUAUAUCAGUCAGUUACAAAUUAUAUAUUAACUAAUAGCAGCAUGAAAGUCUUAGUAGUGCUAGCAUUAGCUUUUGCUUGCGUUUCGGCCGCCUCCCUAGCCGGAACUCCUGUUGCUUCUAAAGAUGUGAAAGGUGCUAAAGAUCUUGAAAGUCGCAUUACGAAUGGCUAUGAAGCAUAUCCCGGUUUAAUACCUUACCAAGUGGGUUUAUCACUUAAUAGAGGUUAUGGUUUUUCUUGGUGUGGUGGUUCUUUAAUUGGCAAAUCAUGGGUGUUGACUGCAGCUCACUGCACUGAUCGUGUAUUGUCUGCUACCGUAUAUUUGGGGAGCACAGUACGCACAGUGGCCCAAGUCACAUUUAAUAUUGACUAUAGUUCAAUUAUACAACAUAACGGCUAUAAUCCCACAACUUUUGCUAAUGAUAUAGCAUUGAUCAGAAUUCCCGAAGUUACCUACAGUGAUGAAAUUCAACCUAUUCGACUACCGGCUAUAUCUGAAUCAUAUCAAUCUUAUGCUGGUACUUAUGGUACCGCCUCCGGUUGGGGACUUGCUCAAGACAAUGGUUUUGUUGUUUCUGUUUUAAAUUACGCUUAUCUGCCCAUUAUUACUAAUGCCGAGUGUGCCAAAACUUUUGGCUCAAUGAUUACUAGCAAUACACUUUGUGUUUCGACUCCUAGAGGCACAUCGACUUGCAAAGGUAAUUCUGGUGGUCCCUUGGUCUUGGACUCUACACAAGAACUUAUUGGUGUGACUUCGUUUGGUUCAUUAGUUGGUUGCCAGAUUGGCUAUCCAGCUGGCUUUGUGCGUAUAGGAGCUAUUGGUAUUGAAACCAUGAAAGUCUUUGUAGUGUUAGCAUUAGCGUUAGCUUGCGUCUCGGCUGCAUCUAUACCCGAAAUUCCCGCCUUUUUAGAAGACGUAGCAGACGUUAAUGUUAUUGAGGGUCGUAUUACUAAUGGUAAUGCGGCUGCUGUCGGCCAGUUUCCCUAUCAAGCUGGCUUAUCUUUGAAAAGAAGUAGUGGUUCAUUUUGGUGCGGCGGUUCUUUAAUUGGCAAUCAAUGGGUAUUGACUGCUGCUCACUGCACAGAUGGUGUUAUUUCGGCCACUGUUUAUUUGGGUAGCACUGUUCGUACAGUGGCCAAAGUUAGCCACACUGUUACGUCCAGUUCCAUUUAUCAACAUACCGGUUAUAACUCCAAUACUUUGGCCAAUGAUAUAUCUUUAAUCAAAAUUCCUGCUGUUAGCUAUACCGCUGAAAUUAAAGCCAUUAGAUUACCGGCAAUUUCUAGCUCCUAUUCAACUUAUGCUGGUGAUUAUGCCAUUGCUUCCGGUUGGGGACGUGCUGUGGAUACUGGUUCAGUUGUUUCCUCCUUGAACUUUGCCCGCCUUCAAGUUAUUAGCAAUACUGUGUGUGCUGCUACUUAUGGCAAUUCGGUUGUUACUAGCAAAACUAUUUGUGUUUCGACUCCCGGCGGUACUUCCACUUGCCAAGGUGAUUCUGGCGGUCCAUUAGCUCUGGAAUCUUCUCAGCUACUUAUUGGUGUUACAUCGUUUGUUUCGUCUUCCGGCUGCCAAGCUGGAAGACCAUCUGGAUUUAUUCGUGUAACCGGUUACUUGGACUGGAUCAAAGCCAACACCGGAAUUGCUUACUAA
Messenger RNA from Lucilia sericata (common green bottle fly), 2518 nucleotides. RefSeq names its product transmembrane protease serine 9-like. The transcript has 6 exons. Gene Ontology annotation, molecular function: serine-type endopeptidase activity. Gene Ontology annotation, biological process: proteolysis. NCBI's taxonomy places the organism in Eukaryota, Metazoa, Arthropoda, Insecta, Diptera, Calliphoridae. Bases 53 to 2518 code for a protein of 821 amino acids. The record is from RefSeq and is a predicted model, not a curated record.